CCUCUGCGCCACGAGGCGACAGCGUGCCUGCAGGUGGAGGACCCCGGACGUGGAGCCCGACCGAGACGCGAGAUGGCCGCGGCCGCGUGACUGGCUGGCUGAGCAGUCCCGAGGCUCCGAGACCGCGCCGGCCGCCUGCGGGGGGAGGUCCGCGACGGGACGACAGCGGGACUCCGGUGCCGUGUGCGAACUGCGGUGUGUGACGCUUGCCGCUCUCGGCAUAUUUGGGGGGGAGUGUCUGCUAGAGCACAGGGAGCCACCGUCUAAUCCGUGUUUGUAGGAUUGGGCCCUUGAUUGCCGGGAAAAUGGCGAUGGCACUGUUGGAAGACUGGUGCAGGGGGAUGGAUGUGAACUCCCAGAGAGCCCUGCUGGUCUGGGGGAUCCCGGUGAACUGCGAUGAGGCUGAAAUCGGAGAGACCCUCCAGGCCGCGAUGCCCCAGGUGCCCUAUCGAGUGCUUGGGAGGAUGUUCUGGAGGGAAGAGAACGCGAAAGCAGCCUUGUUAGAGCUCACUGGCGCUGUGGAUUACGCGGCCAUCCCCAGGGAGAUGCCGGGUAAAGGAGGGGUCUGGAAAGUGGCCUUUAAGCCCCCGACUUCCGAUGCUGAAUUUUUAGAAAGAUUGCACCUUUUUCUGGCCAGAGAGGGGUGGACCGUGCAAGAUGUUGCCCGUGUCCUUGGGUUUCAGAACCCCGCUCCGGCCCCAGGCCCAGAUAUGCCAGCAGAGAUGCUAAACUAUAUUUUGGAUAAUGUUAUUCAGCCUCUUGUUGAGUCCAUCUGGUACAAGAAGCUGACGCUGUUCUCAGGGAGGGACCUCCCGGGGCCUGGGGAGGAGUCCUUUGAUCCCUGGCUGGAGCACACGAAUGAGGUCAUAGAGGAGUGGCAAGUGUCUGAUAUAGAAAAGAGGCGGCGGUUGAUGGAGAGUCUUCGAGGCCCUGCCGCUGAUGUCAUCCGCAUCCUCAAGACUAACAACCCUGCGAUAACCACCGCCGAAUGCCUGAAGGCACUUGAGCAGGUGUUUGGGAGCGUCGAGAGUUCUAGGGAUGCGCAGGUCAGAUUUCUGAACACUUACCAGAAUCCAGGAGAAAAGCUAUCGGCUUAUGUCAUUCGUCUGGAGCCUCUGCUGCAGAAGGUGGUGGAGAAGGGGGCCAUAGAUAAAGAUAACGUGAACCAGGCGCGCCUGGAGCAGGUCAUUGCGGGAGCCAACCACAGCGGGGCCAUUCGAAGGCAGCUCUGGCUGACCGGGGCUGCGGAAGGGCCGGCGCCUAACCUCUUUCAGUUGCUAGUGCAGAUUCGCGAGGAAGAGGCCAGAGAGGAGGAGGAGGAGGCAGAGGCUGCCCUCCUGCAGUUAGGCCUAGAGGGACGCUUCUGAGACCGGAAAAUGGAGUUUUAGUGCAAAUCUAGAUAACAUUGUCUCUGCUGUCUUAUAGGUGUGUCUCUUAGUAAAGUCCUGUUUUCUGGGGGAGAGUCUGGCCUGCAUAUAUAUUCAUGUAACAUUAGUAAAAUCGUGCUAGCGAGCGCCCUGAGCUGCUGCAAGUGAGUCAUGCUUGCUAAAAUGCUAGGUAAAGUCUUGGACACAGGUGCUCAGCGCAAGCUGUCCUCAUGAUAUCAUCAUCAGUUGUGAAAAAUGUGAACUUUGUGAUACUUCUCAUCGAGGUACUUAAAUGUGAAAUUGCAUGUUCAGAUGUUUAGUUCAGAGCCUGGCCGACACAAGGAAGUGUUGAGUAAAAAUGUGAACUGUUACUACUAAUAACGUGAAUAGUUUUUGUGUUUACUGAACAUUGUUCCUGAUUUAUAUUAAUGGGAAGAAAUGUGAAUUAGAUAUUCUUAGUAAUUCAACUUUACAUUGCUAAUUUCUUAUUUUCCAUCUGUAAACAUUGGGAUCAGUUUAAUUGAAAAGUAUUUUGAGUCUACAAAACAGGGUGUUAAAAAAUACUACAAUUAUAGAGGUGUAGUAUUCUAUAAAAUUUAGAAUUUUUCAUUGUACAAAAUAGAUAUAAAUCGCAUGAGGAGGUUAAUAUGAACCAGUUACAGUAUCCAUUACCCCAUUUCAAAUCUUUGUCAUUGAAAUAGUUCUCUUUACUC
Molecule: messenger RNA, 2080 nt
Organism: Molossus molossus (Pallas's mastiff bat)
Lineage: Eukaryota; Metazoa; Chordata; Mammalia; Chiroptera; Molossidae
Gene: PNMA1
Product: PNMA family member 1
Exons: 1
Coding region: 306-1367 (353 amino acids)
Source: RefSeq, a predicted model, not a curated record